This is a messenger RNA of Drosophila eugracilis, 478 nucleotides long. RefSeq lists its product as uncharacterized. Lineage: Eukaryota; Metazoa; Arthropoda; Insecta; Diptera; Drosophilidae. The record is from RefSeq and is a predicted model, not a curated record. The transcript has a single exon. The coding region runs from base 169 to 381 and encodes 70 amino acids.
CGUAUUGCUUUUGUGUGGCCUGUCACAUAGGCCAAGGAAUAUUCAAAACCAUUUUGAUUGCCGAUUAACGAGCACACACUCAAAAUUCCAAAAAGCACAAGCCCAGGGCGUCAUCGAUUGCUUUUUAACCGACUUCCAACUACUCGAACCCGUUGAUUGUAUCCUGAUAUGGACGGAGGAGGGGACAACCAGCUGUCCGUGAGAUCCUUCCGUAGGCAUCCUGAAAUCUAUUCAUACUAUGUCAACGCUCCGGUCCAAGGCCUCCAAGGCCCUGAUCACGCCCAAGGAGACGCAGUUGCCCUCCAAAUCGCACUACACGCCUUGAUCAUAGCCGAACUCGCCGAGGAUUCUGGUUUCGAGUCCGGCAGUGAAAGUGACUGAGCGAAAAUGAAAACUUGGAAAAAUAACUUCGGUAGUAGCUUUCUCUUCCCUGUGAAUCAUUAUAGCAUUAAUACAUAAAGAUAUGACUUCUUGUUGA